Molecule: messenger RNA, 3093 nt
Organism: Pocillopora damicornis (cauliflower coral)
Lineage: Eukaryota; Metazoa; Cnidaria; Anthozoa; Scleractinia; Pocilloporidae
Source: RefSeq, a predicted model, not a curated record
UUGCUAUCAUGGCCAUGAUCUCAACACCAGUUUUGCAAGCAGCUUUUGGAUGGCUUGUGAAUAAAUUCAGAGAUACAGCAGUGGAAAAGUUUGGCAAUAUAACAGAUCAACAAUUUCGUAAAAUCCUCAUGAGUGAAAUCGAAGCCAUGAGCUCUAAGUUGGAUGGAUUAUCAAGAAAAGAUUUGCUGGCAAGUAUCAGCUUCUUUAAAGAAGGAAUCGAGUUGUUAUAUGAAGCAUUUGACGAGACAAGGUCAAGGAGUGAGUUUGGCGCAGAUACAGCACAAGCGGCUUGUGCGGAAGUUGUGCAGCUCACUGAAGGAAUGCGAAACUUGGAGCUUACUGAAGCUGCCACAAGAAAGCUUUCUGGUGCAAAGAAGAGAUUCGAACGAGCUCGUGAAAGAGCAACAGAUGCCUUUUCUAAUGAAGCGCUAUCACCAAAUGACCGCAUCUUAGCAAUGCAGUACCGAGUGAUGGCAACAGUAUUAGAGACAAUUGACAAUCCAUCGGAUGCUGUAGCACCGUGUAAAGUGUGUAUUAAGGAGCUAAACGGUCUGCCAGUGGUUCAGCAAAGUUUUAAAGUACACUUCAAGACAGGAUUCGGAGCCGUGUGGGGUUGGUUUUACCCAGAAGAACGAGUAAAAAUCAUUUCUGGCGUCUAUCGCGUCAAUCGUGUUGCCUACGAUGUCUCACAAGCGAUAUGCAGCAGAGGGCUUCUAUUUCUGGAAUGGCCCAAUGUAGAUACAGGAGAGGAGAAAGUUAACUUACUGCAUGAUGGGAGAGUAGCUCUAUUGCAACGUGAACAAGAUUUGGAGUACUGUGAUCUAUCAUGGACAAUUGGUCAGGAUGGUGAAAAGGAGCAAAGGAUGAAAAAUCUUCUAGAUAUCGCUACCAACUCAAGCGGGCAAUAUAUUGUAGCCGACCAUAAAUUGACAAUCAAGAUGUUUGGCAAUAGUGGCAAGCUUAUGAAGUGUUUCAGACUUCCUCCUCUUAUUGAUGACAAUAGAAGAAAACUAUCGAUUGAUAUCCAUUGGGUUCAGCUGGCCACGGACAUGAAUGACAACAUUUAUGUCCUGGUUAGAGAAUGUAGUCAUAAGGACUCACACUGGAUUUUUAUGUUUAAUAAAACGGCUGACCAGUAUCACAGGUUUUGUUUCAGGACAAUGAGCUCCGACUUUGACCUGUGUAAACUGUCAGUCAGUGAUAGUGGUAAAGUGGUGGUAAUGAAGGGUGACUGGAGAAAGAAACAUUAUAUUGUGGAUGUUUAUGAGACUGAUGGUCGCUUCGUUCGCAGUUUUGGAAAGCAAAAUUUGCAGUGCCCACGAGACAUCACCUCUGUAAGUGAUGGCAGAGUUAUGGUGGUGGACGAAAUUCCUUCGCACUGUGUGCACAUAUUUAGCGAAUGCGGUGACUAUCUGAGCAAGUUUGAUCUCAAUGGGUUUCUGCACUUUCCAAAGAUUGCAUUUCACAGGGAAAGUCAACAAGUCGUCUUGGCUAGUACUGACGAUGAUAAGGAGCUCUCAUGUUUUGAAAUAUACACCAAAGAUGGUGAGUUUGUACGAAGCGUUUUUGUUUACAAUAUUGGCUAUACCCUGAGUGCAAUUGCAGUGAGCCUUGAUGGACGCAUUGCAGCUCUAGGAACUCCGUUUGUCAAGCAGUAUAACGAACUUAGAUAUGACUUUACGAGAUAUGGAUCGAUUGUAGUAUUAUAGUAGUUUGGGGUAAGAGCGCAGUUUCGAAAAAACUGCGCUCUAACCACCCGACUACUACUCUACUGGAAGAUAUGCGUCAUUUAUAUGUCACGCCAUCAUUUUUGUUUGUAAUAUAUUGAAGGAGUGUGUCCGUUGCUACCAUGUGACAUUAUCACAUCAUGGUUAUAAUAUGGUGAAAAUGUCUGAUGUUUCAUGUCACUGUGGUUAUGAUAUAUUGACAUCAUCUUAUUGUUAUUAUUAUACAUUCAACUGGCUAUCUCUUUUCUGAUUGGCCAAAAGCGUAGAGUGAAUUUUCGAAAUCAGUGCCUGGGACGUCAUCUAGCUGUAGAUUAUACAAUAAUCAUGUUAAGGACACUCAAGGUCACGACUAAUCAUGUCAUGUAUGACCGCGAGGCAUGAUUUCUAAGGGUAACGGUAUCAAGUUCGCGCGCUUUGUGUUACCUGCUGAUUUGUAUAAUUUUACACGUUUAGAAAUAAUUUAUCAGGUCUACUUACUGUCGUGACCUUUUUUGGGGGGUUAUUACAAAGCCGAAGGCUUUGGCUGAUAACCCCUACCUCGACCUUGAUUAAUCUGGAUAUGACAAAAGCCUCAGCCAAUAAUUGUUUAUAAUAUAGCGUGUAAUAUAUUAAAAAUUAUAUUUUAGUUUAUGAAUAAUUAUUGUGAUUAUACAGAUCCUUUCAUUGAUUACUCAGAAUUAAAAGAUGCUGUUUUCAUUGAUGGUAAAAAUAAUGUCAAAACAAUUAAUGAAGAAACUAAAGAAGAAGCAGCUAAAUUAUUUCAAGAAAUAUUAGAUGAAUUAAAAAGACCCAAACUUACGAAAAAUACUGUAAAUUUCUAACUUAAAUACAUACAAUGAAUUGGAGUGAAGAAAUACAUGGUUAUAGAGAUGAAGUUAUCUGUCCAUUUUGUAAUGGACAGAUUAAAGAAAGAGUCGUUAGGAUUGUACCAUGUUGUCCGGAAAUGAAAAAUAAAAUAAAAAUAAAAAAUAUGUCUGUAUUAAAAAUGUGGUCAAAUCGAUGGAUAUGAGCAUGACAAUAAAUUUAUUAAUUUUCAUGAAGAUAGAUAUAGAUUUUCAAGAAAGUCUGAAUAUUAUAGAGAGUAUUAUGAUAUAAAAGUAAUUCAUGGUGUUACAAGGGAACAUCAAUUAACAGCAAAAAAUCAAGAGAAGAUAUUUAAAAUUUUUUAACUAAUCGGUAAAACUAUUCCCAAAAUGCAUGAAAAAGGAAGGAGAAGGAUUAAUACACAUUAUAUGCUUAGAAAAUACAGGAAUGUUCAUCAUACUGUUAUAUUUGAAUUGAAUGAUGUUCCCUUUAGAAUUGGAAAACAUUGCUGAUACUCUAAGGUUUUUGUAGAAAAGAAUACAAUAAAACUCAAGGAAAGUCA